This is a messenger RNA of Geosmithia morbida, 114 nucleotides long. RefSeq lists its product as uncharacterized. The transcript is spliced from 2 exons. Bases 1 to 114 code for a protein of 37 amino acids. Lineage: Eukaryota; Fungi; Ascomycota; Sordariomycetes; Hypocreales; Bionectriaceae. The record is from RefSeq and is a predicted model, not a curated record.
AUGUCCGAUCAUGACACUACGACUGCUAGUGCUGCUGGGAUGAAGCAAUUGAGGCUGGUUGGUGCCUACAUAGAUAACGCACGCACAACUACCCGAGUGCCCUGGCGACCCUGA